AUAUCUUCCCCUUCACCUCCGCACUUCUCUUCAAACAAAAUCAGCCCAAAAUCUGCCAUUUCUGCUUCGAGAACUUAAAAUUCCAAAGUAGCGACUUGCUCAAAUCACCAGGAGUUGUCUGAGGUUUUGCUGAUUUUUGAGAACUGCUCAAAUGGGUCUCUCCAUGAACACCACCCCACCAAGCUCUGUGGCUGAAUCCCACUACCACACCCACAAGGUCUUCCUCUUUUGCAACUACAUUCUACUUGGUGCAGCCUCCAGUUGCAUCUUCCUCACCCUCUCGCUCCGCCUUUUCCCCUCCAUAAGCGGGUUCUUUCUAAUCCUCCUCCACGUCCUCACAAUCGCGGGGGCGGUCUUCGGCUGUGCAGCGGCCUCAUCGGGCGGGACUAACAGGUGGUAUGCAGCUCACAUGGUGGCCACCGUGCUGACAGCGAUAUUUCAAGGAUCGGUCUCGGUGCUGAUCUUCACAAGGACGGGGGAUUUUCUGGGGCAGUUGAAGUCCUAUGUGAGGGAAGAGGACGGCGCUGUGAUACUGAAGUUGGCUGGCGGGUUGUGCGUGUUGAUCUUUUGCUUGGAGUGGGUGGUCUUGACACUUGCAUUUUUCCUAAAAUACUAUGCUUAUGUCGAGCGUGAUGGUGUUGGGGCUAACGGCUAUGGUAUGAGGAGGAGUGCUAAAGUGCAGCAAGAGGAGGACUUGAAGGACUGGCCAUGGCCUUUCCAAGUCUAAACAGAUCGUUUUUGGUGUUGACCAGCGAUAAUAUCGAGUUAUUGGAGUCCUCUAUUUAAUUUUUAAGCUUUUUUUUGUUUUUUUCCAUUCUAUUUUGCUUUUACCCCCAUGUGAUGAUUAUAUAUAUUGGGGGUGUAUUUGAUUUAUUUAUUUAUAUAUGUUUUUACUGUUCUUCUUAAACGGAUGGGACUUGAAUGACGUCGAUUACCUAUUUUCUCAGUGAAUUUCAUGUAGAGUGUGGCCAAAACAGCUGUUUGGGUUCUUCAAUAGCAGAGACGAAAAAUCUGUUGUAAACUUGGCGUUGGUUCA
This is a messenger RNA of Juglans regia (Persian walnut), 1036 nucleotides long. RefSeq lists its product as uncharacterized. The transcript has a single exon. Lineage: Eukaryota; Viridiplantae; Streptophyta; Magnoliopsida; Fagales; Juglandaceae. The coding region runs from base 152 to 727 and encodes 191 amino acids. The record is from RefSeq and is a predicted model, not a curated record.